GAACGCGUUACAACAUAGCAAGGGGAUGACCGACAGUGCGGCAAAUCCGUCGAGGUCCGAGGUAUUUUGUCACAGUCACUCCACAGGCGAACAUCUGCGGUUGUCCUUGUAGCUCGUUUCCCGCACAUACAACAUUUUGAAUGAAUGUGAAUUAUCAUCUAGUGGUUAUAAGAAGGGAACGCGUUUAUAUGCACCUCACACUGCAGAAAGAUAUCAAUUUCUGUUGAAUCAACGAAGCGAAGGAGACUUAUUUCAAAAGAGUUUAGUGGCAUGUGGGUCGCCAGUUGUUGUGUUACGAUCUUUCAUCGAUCGGAGAUUCAUUCACUUGGAUGGCUUACGGUCUGACGUGUGGAAUGCUCGGCUCGGCGCUGCUGUAAGCAGAUAAAAGGAAACUCAUCCCAUCCAAAUUUUCAUCGUCCGAUUUCUGAAGGUGGAAACAUCUUUUUAUUCAUUGUAUCGCCGUGGUUGGAAAUAGGUGACCUUGUGGAUUAUUUUAGUUUGUGUUUAUGUCAGGAAUUGGAAAACAACAUCUGCGACACUGUUCAUUCAUCAGGUGCAUUGAUUAUAUAAGUUAGUCCUGCCACACCGAGCUGUACAUACUUCGUGUAUCUAAGUUUCUUUAUGUUUUAAUCUAACUUGACUGACGAAAAUGGCUGGGCGAAAGUCAGAAAUCAAGAAAGCGCAGUAUUAUGUCUGCUACCUUGGUUGGCUGGAGAGUGGAGGCAUCCGCGGACAUGAGUUCACUGAUCCUGUCAUCUAUGAGCUUCUGCAGCGCGUCCGGCAACAAUACAACAUGGCCAUCACAAAACUGACUGUGCAAAUCGGCAAGAAGGAAAUCAAACUAACACAGGAGAUGGAGAAGGGCAGGACGAAGGUCGAGAAGGUAAAGUACCCUGCAAUUCCUGCGAAGGAUCUGACAUUUGCCUGUCAGGGUCCCGCCCCUGAUGAUGACAUUGUUGCUGCUAUUUAUCUCGGGUAUAACCCCCAGACUCGCCGGGCGGUUCACGUGCAUGUCUAUAGAUGCGAUUCCCCCGAGACCGCUGCCCGGAUGGUGGGGCAUCUGAGCCAACUGAUCGACCUCCCCGACCACAAGAACAGACUUGUCAAGGUUGAGAAAGAGUUGGAGCAAAAAGGAUUCGUCAGUGGUCACUCGCAGGGUCGACCUCCACCGCAAAUUCUGCAUCGGGAUUCUUCGGAUUCUACGAAUUCCGGCAGUGAUCGUGUUGAUGGCAAUUCUGUGAUUCCUAUCCUGAAUGGAAGGCAUAAGGCUGGAAGUACGGGUAGUUCUGGGGGCAGUGGUGCAGGUUCGGAGGGCAAAGAGGCUCCGACUCUACCGGCGUACGACUCUGUAGCAGCCGAGCUCCGCGAUAAACUCCAACGCCGAAACAAACAGAUCCCUAUCCUUUUACCACCGAGGGAUUACGAUACCAUCUCUAGAAGCCACGGGAAGGUGGAUAUAGGACUUGACGUCGUGGACGCACCACCCGAAAGGAGAAAAAUAAGCGAACACAGCCUAGGUUCUAGGACUUCUAGUCACAGUGCAAGUGACAAUCAUAUCAGGUCUUUAGUAAAUGAACAUAAUAGAACAAAUGACAGCGGGGUGGAUAUUCCGCCAGACUAUGAACAAGAUGAUGAAAAUGUGUGCUACAACUCCCAAGGAAGUUCCCAGUUGCGGAUGGAGACUUCGAGAUAUGACAAGCACGUUUCGCGGUCUUCCAGUCGCAGCUCUGCAUCAGAUUGGUCCCAUGACGGCGUUAAGCACAACCAGGGCCCUCCGCAAGCUGAUGAUGGGUAUUACUCCUUCGACGGGCGGCCGCAGCAGACAAACUCCCCGAGACAUCCACCAGUUCAGUCAUUCUACCCCGUCCGUUCUCCACCCAUCGAGAGGCAAUCACCACGGGUGCAAUCAGGCGCCGAUUAUGACAGGCGACGGGCGUUGUCACCAGUGGCGCGGGAUCCUAACAUGAGGAAGUCUGCGCCUCAACCCCUGUCACCACGGGUCCAAAGUGCUCACUACCACGUGAAGCAGCAUUCCGGGCCUGAUCUAGGCUACAGCCUCCCAGAGAAGGACUUAAGGAGAGGGUUGAUGAGACAGAUGUCAGAUGACAGGAACUCAGAUAACAGCAGGAAGUCGGAACCGUUGCCUGGUUAUCUCCAAGGGAAGCCUGUUGGUAGAAGCACAUCGUUCCAGGUCCGACGAUAAGGUUCAUUGAUGAUAGGAGGAUCUGCCCAACCGGAACCGGAAGGUGCGCGAUCCAGCGCUUUGUGAUAAUUGAUGGUCAGUCCUGCAGCAGUUGUUGUGGAUGCUGGAUAAACGAUGUCAACUCGACGCUAAUUUUCGAGUAAUCUUCAACAGAGACUGUUAAAGUUAUAUUCAAUGGAUUAUACCAAAACUCAGUAAACGACUCUGAAGUCCCUAUCAAAUCUUGUUUAUACGAAACAAUAGUUUAGAACUCGAACUUCGUUGACUACACGGAGUGAACGUUGGUGCUUGGAAAAUGUCUGCCGCGUUAACACUUGGUAAAUGCUGGUGAAGUUUUGUGACAGAGGGUCUCCUUCUGUGCUGAAAACUCUCUUGUGGCGUAUGUUCACGUGUGCUACAUGUAUAUUUGGAAACUGUUGAAAUAUAAAUGGUGGACUAAUGUAACUGAAACUAGAUAGCUGUAAAUAUCAUGGAUAACGGUUCGUACAGUAAACUUGCGAUGGUGGUCAGUUCCUAGCAUACAGUAAUUGCGGGACCUAAUCAGGUUUCUUUCACGAGUUGUACAUGUAGCUGUAAAACGGAUCUGAUAUAGGAAUAUAGAAUAAUUCAAGAAGUACAUGUCAUACAUGAAUAAUAUGACAUAAGUAGGAACUAGUCUGUUGUUCGCGAUACAUACUGUUCUGUAGUUAUGAAUUAUUCGAGAACGAUGUACAUGUACAUGUACAUACUAGUAUAAUGUGGGUGCAUUUGUACUGCUCGAAGACUAGGGAACCAGCAAUGCAAUAGGUUUUUGGGCGUCUUCACGUGUUGUUGUGGAAAGACAAUCGCAUUCCAGAGGAUUAUUAAUCAAAUACACUGUACAAGUCAUGACUUCAUGUACAGCGACGCAUGGCAUUCAUGUGACGUCAUCAAUGGCUUAUUUCGGUGCUUUGAGCAUGAUACGAUGAGGAUAAUCAUAAUCAUCAUGAUUACUCGUUAUUUGUAUCAUGGAGGUCUGUGUUAAAACUGUUUGUAUUAAAUUGGCAUUGUCAACUGAGCAGCUUUUGGGUUAAAUAGUCUAUAAUUACUCAACUCGCAACUCCUGAAGCUUUCUGAGAAGCGCAUUGCAAUUCUUUCGCUUUUUCAAAUAAUUUUUUUUUCGCUAAGUUAAUUUUCGCGAAUCUUAAUUUUUUGCAAAAUUCGCGGAAAAAAAUUUAACGGUUUACAGUAUUUAUCAUCUCUACCUAUCUCUAACUAUGGCCAAAAUAAGGCGGAUAUUUAGUUUCUGGUACAUGUAGUGGCAAAAAUGGACCAAUGAAUUGUCAUAGCGUACAAUUUUCAUGACUGUGUAUAAAUUGUAAAUUAUGAUUAUGGUAAGAAAAUAAAUUGAUACAUUUAUAAGAA
This is a messenger RNA of Lineus longissimus, 3586 nucleotides long. RefSeq lists its product as uncharacterized. The coding region runs from base 650 to 2203 and encodes 517 amino acids. The record is from RefSeq and is a predicted model, not a curated record. Lineage: Eukaryota; Metazoa; Nemertea; Pilidiophora; Heteronemertea; Lineidae. The transcript has 2 exons.